CCCAGUGUUCUUUCCGUAGCCACCCAAAAUGACGCUUCUCUGUUGACUUAGCCUACAGUUGGGAGUUAUCGGUGUGAAGUGUUUUAUUAUUGACGUCAGAAUGGAUAUUCAUCACCCGCACUUGAUCGGUGAUUGCCUUAUUCAUAUUUUUACAUUCCUGACCGAGGAAGAUUUAAUAAGUGCCUCGUGUGUGUGUAAGGAUUGGAAUGAAGCUGCAGAGACUCCAUGGUUGUGGAGGAGGAUGUGUCUGCAGAGCUGGGGUUUCUGUAACCUCGCUGUCCUGGGGAGUGGACACGGGGCCCACUCAUGGAAGAGAUACUUCCUGCGACGAUGCCAUUUAGAGAUGAAGAUGACGAAAGGGAAGACAGGAGGUUACACCUGCAAGAGCCUCAGAGGACACACAGGCAGGGUGGUGGGGUUGGUGUACCUGGAGGGGAAUUCAGCUCAGCGUCCUGACAUCUGGAGCAGCGGUGCCACAGUGUGCAGCGCCUCUACUGAUGGAACAGUCCGAGCAUGGGACAUCCAAAAUGGUAAACUCCUGUGGUGCAGUCCCGUGCAGAGUCCCUUGACAGUGAUUGUAAGUGAUGAAAAGCAUGACGUUGUGAUCACAGCAGACUCCACAGGCCUCAUCAAGACCUGGCAGGGUCAGACCGGCCAGGAGUUGGCCUCCUUUAAAACUGCAUCUCCACCCUGUACUAUACUACAGUAUAAUAUCAACGACAAUUGGUUUCUGACUGUUGGAACCAGUCAGGGAUCUGUGUGUACGCUAUCUGAUUCAGCUUUGACCAAAAAGUCCAGCGUCAUGGUGUGUGACACAUUUAAAAUCAACACACUCCUAGUUUCACCUGACAAGAAAUGGAUCAUUGCUGGAACCAAGGACAAUGAUGAUUUAAGUCCAAAGGUGAUUUACAGUGAGAGUUUGACCUCCCCGUCUGAGGACGAAGAGCCUCUGUGCCAAUCUGUGCCGGUCCCCGGCUGCCAGGCUGCUGUCUUCAUACCCACCCAGCCUGCCAGACUGGCCAUCAUCCACCACAACCAGCAGCCAAACAACAAAGCCCUCACUGUCUUCGAUGUCAGCAUUAAAAAAUCUAAGUACAAGUCAGAGAUCCAGGUCCAGCAGGUGGAGUCCUUCCCCUUGACACCGACCACCGGGUCCUCACACGUCCUUCUCGAAGCCAAGGACAGCAACUGCUUAGUGUUGGCAGCUGAUCAGCAGCUGUGGGUCUACUCUUUGAAAGGAGCCCUGCUUGCUAGCUUUAAAGAGCAUACUAUGCCUAUUUCUUCUAUGUCUGUGGACAGCUUUCGCGUGGUGACAGCAUCUCGGGACCUCUCCUUACGAGUGUUGACAUGGAGAAAUGACAGAGACCACGGGUUGACCCUGGAGAGCCGCUACCACUUACUGGGAGGCUCUCACACAACGUCCAGAGGGUUCACCCAUGUUGCAUGUGACUACUCCAGCAUCGUGGCCACCGCAGAAGGGAUAGACGGAAAAGAUGUCUUAAAAGCGUAUUCUUUCUCAUGAGCGUCGCUGCUCCAAAAAAAGGUGCCUACAAACAGUUUGCACAACCCUCCAGAAGGAGGAUCCUUUGCUUUUAUUAUGACCUUUUCAUCAUAUAUGCAGACAUUAGGAUGGGAAGUCUAUGUUUACACUAACCAGAAUGUAUUACAGAAUAGAAAUCCUCUAUUGGUACACUGUGUAAUAAACGUGCUUGUUAAGAAAAAAUAAGUUUUUAAAGAUGUAAGGGUAAUGUUCAUUAACUACGCUUUGGAGCCGAGGUAUGUCACUGUUGAAUAUGACCAGUCUUAAGGCAUAAAUGUUUGCUAAAUAUUCUUUUGUCACCUGUCACCUGCUUCAAUAUGUCACUACAGAAGAAAAUACUCAGACACAUAGUUAUGUGUUAAUGACAAGAAUCUCUAAUAAAAUAAUCUAGUGACAAAAUGUAUGGUGAUACAUUUUUAUAUUUAGCCCAAAUUGGCAAGCUCUUGGAAAAGUUUAGCCUGGGAAAAUCCUGACGAACUUCGGCAAAUUUGAGAUUUGUUCUGAAAGUCUGUCUGGCCAGAAGCCCAUUCAAGCCCAUUUCCAAUUUUUCCAAUACAAGGCACAAAUCAGAACCGUUUGAGGCGGGCUUUACACGAUUUCCGUGAACGGGCUCUGCAACAUGCUCCCUGGUUGAGAUGUUUUUCCUGUCGCUCUGGAUACGUCAUGUCCUUCCUCACUCUGAUUGGCUUUAGGUCUAUCCAAUUGCACCCAGAGGCAUUUAAGCGUCCGUUGGUGAUGCCCCUUUGGAAAUGUGCUGUGAGUGAACCUUCCCCAGACCCACUCUGUGACAACUGAGAAGGUUCUGGUUUCAACCAGGCUAGGAAAAGUUAUCACAUUUGAAACAAUUUGCCCACAAGGCACAAAAGCAUCCUUUCACCGUAUCCAUGUCUGGUAGUUCCUAUGUUAAAGAGAAGGGAGACGUUGGCAUCUCAUCUGCUUUGAUGACCCUAGAUCUCAUGUCCUCAAGGACACAUCGUAGGGCUGUAGUCAUGGAUUCGUACACUUUGCUUUCAUCCUCUGAGUUAUUUUUGAUCUGUUCAAAGGCAAACAAAACUCAUGUUGUUGAAACUAAAUCGAUGAAUGAAUUAAAUUGUUGAAAUGAAUCCCAAU
Etheostoma spectabile (orangethroat darter) is the source of this 2650-nucleotide messenger RNA. It is a transcript of the gene fbxw12, whose product is annotated as F-box and WD repeat domain containing 12. The record is from RefSeq and is a predicted model, not a curated record. Gene Ontology annotation, molecular function: protein binding. NCBI's taxonomy places the organism in Eukaryota, Metazoa, Chordata, Actinopteri, Perciformes, Percidae. The coding region runs from base 101 to 1522 and encodes 473 amino acids. The transcript has 10 exons. Gene Ontology annotation, cellular component: cytoplasm.